AUGUGCGUAAACGGUGGUGGUGAGCCUGCUUCUCGUGUGAAAUUUAUCUGUAAUACAGAUGAACGACUUCUGUGUCCCUUCUGCAAGGAUAUUUUCAAUGAACCUUGGCAAACCUCUUGUGGACAUCGAUUUUGUAAAAAGUGUCUGGACGCGCUCUUAAGGUAAACUGUUUAAAAUCGUUUAACCACCACCUCUCUCUCCAAGAGGCUGCUUUGUCCUUUGUUUUAACCACCAGAAAUAGUGAUGCUUUUGGAACACAAAGGGGACACGGCCGGCCUACAGCUCUUACAAUCACAUUCACAUCCAUUUUAUUGUUGUCGCAGAGUAUAUCAGUCAGAAUUCAGACAGAAUCAAGAGCCCCCAAUUUUUCUUCUGACCUUUUCCUUAAAAAGAACUCAGGCUCCAAGGCUUGCUGUUUUAGACAUUUUCUGAACACAGGUUGUGUUCUCUUAUGCUUUGCAGACUUGAUGUUCCCAAAUGCCCGUUGGACGGAGAAAAAAUUAUACGAGAUCAAUACUUUCGGGACAGAUGCUGCGAGAGAGAAGUUCAUAAUGUUCAAUGUUUUUGUCGAUAUAGAGACAUUGGCUGCGAUUGGAAAGGAGAAUUGGGAUACUUAAAGGUAGGAUUAAAGCAAUCACUUGGUACGACGUUGACGCAUGUUUAAUCUAGCUACGCAGUGACGAACCUUUUUUUACAGAGUUCAAACAAAGUUGCAAUUUUUAAUGCUUCUUAAUUUCAGUAAAACAAAAAAGAUACUUUAACUGAUAUAUUUCUGAUAUUUAUUAAAUUCCCGAAAUAUGAAGGCCCACGUUUCAUGAAGUUCAUUUUUUCCAACUGACAAAAGCAAAAAAAACAAAACAAAACAAAACAAAACAAUGAUCAUUUUUCAAUGCCUAAGGUCUGUUAUCUCAGUUUUUUUGGAAAGCGCGUGACGUGGUGCUUAGCCUGUUCCAGGCGUUGAGAUAGUAAGUGGGGAGCGAGUUAAGUUGUAGUCUCCCCUCGUUUUUUUUUUCUUCGUGAAUUUUUCUCCCGCGCUAUACUAUCCGAACGCCUGGAACAGGCUACGUGGUGUUGUAUUGACCGGCCAGUGCUCCGACCAUAUAUAGAAAUUUUUAAAACUGCCUAAACAGCCACCCACUAGCUUUCUUGAGGCCCGACGCGCUGCUAACGACGGGGGUGACGCAGGCAGUCACUCUUCACACGUCAAUAACUGCCCAUCCGUUCCGCCAUGAACGGGGCAGACAACUAAGCUUUCGCUAUUGUUCUCCAUUUCUCUUACAAGCUGACUCCUGUCAUUUUUGCAGAAACAUGAAGAUAUAUGUCAGUAUGGCGAUGAGCAGUGCCAAGCAUGUGGAGAGUCAGUGGAGAGAAGGCAUCUUGAACAACACAGAACAAAGGACUGUAUCAACAGAGCCGUGGCCUGUACAUACUGUGGUGGGGAGGUUCUCCAAAGCAACAUGGAGGUAAGAAAUACAUGAGCUUCACCUUUACUAUAAACCCAACUAAAAAAAGUAUUUGGGCGUUUAACUGAUGUUAUAACUAACUGACCUCAUAAACAGUGCAUAAAAUAUCUCAAUACUUCUUUGAACAUCAGCAAAUGGCACAUGGUGGUACAAGGUGAUAGCAGCGAAGAAAACAAAGGCUCACUGUGUUUUGUAUGCGCGUCUGUCGCACUUUAAUUAUUCUUUAACCAACGUUUCCCGCGGUUUGUAUUGCCAUCUUAUUUCCCAAGUUCCGAUAUUUCUUAAAUUGGUAGCGGCUCCUUUGAAUCAAGCCACAAAGUCUGUCUAUAACACAAGGAUUAGGCGAAAUCACGUACCAUUACUGAAUAAAUGAUGCAGGUUAGGUUGGAGUUAAGUAUACUGAUCCCGGGUACUGAUUGGAAAUGUGAAAUACUUACCAUAGAUAAAUGGGCUUAUGCAUGAUGAAAGCGCAAAUCCAUAACUUGACUUUACGGCCAGUCCGUCACUGCAAUACACUUUUAAUCGUCACGGCUAUUUUCCUUUCAGAAUCAUGGAGAAGUCUGUUUUAAAUUUCCCAUGGAAUGCAAAUUGAAAUGUGGUCAAGACAACAUACCGCGUGACAUGAUGGAGGAACACGUGACUACACUUUGUCCUAAGGCGGAACAUUUGUGCCCUUUCAGUUGUCAAGGUUGCCAUUAUAGAGUAAGUAUUAUUUUCGGUUUGUGUUUUACAGCAAGCAUAAAGAGGUCGAGAAAACUGCUUUCCUGUUGGCGAUGGCAUUUUUCUCUAGUUAAAGUUAAUAAAAGCUUAUACUUAAUCUAA
This is a messenger RNA of Porites evermanni, 2285 nucleotides long. The record is from the annotation of a GenBank genome assembly. Lineage: Eukaryota; Metazoa; Cnidaria; Anthozoa; Scleractinia; Poritidae.